Messenger RNA from Carassius gibelio (silver crucian carp), 3219 nucleotides. RefSeq names its product protein Mdm4. The transcript is spliced from 12 exons. Gene Ontology annotation, biological process: regulation of cell cycle; negative regulation of apoptotic process; protein ubiquitination. Gene Ontology annotation, cellular component: nucleus. NCBI's taxonomy places the organism in Eukaryota, Metazoa, Chordata, Actinopteri, Cypriniformes, Cyprinidae. The record is from RefSeq and is a predicted model, not a curated record. The coding region runs from base 557 to 1894 and encodes 445 amino acids. Gene Ontology annotation, molecular function: ubiquitin-protein transferase activity.
UCUGGCAACCCCGAUGACGACGUACACCACGUCAACUACAACUGACUGCAACUGCUCAAAAUCCACACACUUCUCCCUUUCUUUGCACAGACUUGAUUCUUUAACAACUGAAAACCAUGUAAUCGUUCACAGAUAACGCGGUGAGUGUGAAUGCACUACCAGCACGACCACGCGAGGUCUAGUUUAAACGUUAACGGCUCUUUUUUUGGGGUCUGAAUGUCGCGCGUUAGUAGCUCGCGCACGCUAGCCUAGCAUCCCUGAUUCAGCCUCGGAUAAUUUAUUUAACGUAACGUUUAACAUUUAAGCCAACUAUCACAACUCUAGGAUAAUGUUCUUAAGUCAAUCAUGACCUCAUUGUCGUCAUCAUCAUCUCAGUUAACGGGGUCAAGCUCUUCAUGCAGGACUCUUCCAGGGGAAGGGACUCAGAACGCUGCAGUGGCCCAGUACUGUGCUGUGACCUGGUGGUUGAGGAUCUCUGGUCCACCCUAAACCUCCGCUACUGCAGAUCCUGAGAGUAGCAGGUGCUCAGGAGGAGGUGUUUACCCUAAAAGAGGUCAUGCACUACCUGGGUCAGUACAUCAUGAUGAAGCAGCUCUAUGACAAACAGAGACAGCACAUCGUCCACUGUCAAGAUGACCCACUCGGAGAGCUACUGGAAGUGGGAAGCUUUUCCGUUAAGAACCCCAGUCCUGUAUAUGAGAUGUUGAAGAAGAAUUUAUUUAUUUUGAACAAUUCGGAUGCAGUAAAGAAUCUUUCAGUCGGCAAGGAUUCUAAUGAGUCUCCAAGUGAAGAUCCUGGUCAGGUUUCCAGUGGUUCGGUUAGCUCUGGACAAGUUCUCAUUGUUGGUAGUUCCACCACUGGUGCCAUGCAGAGCUGCUCACAACGCAGGCCACGUGAUUCUGAUGAAGACUCCUCAGAUGGCUUGCCUAGGUCUGCUUGCAAACGGCCAAAGCUGGAUGUUACUCUGGAAGAGUGGGACCUUUCUGGUUUGCCCUGGUGGUUUCUGGGUAACCUACGAAGUAAUUACAAUCGCCCGAGCAUUGGUUCAACUGAUAUUCACACCAAUCAACUCUCUCCUGGACAGGACGAGGAUACGGCCAUCGUUUCUGACACCACAGAUGAUAUUUGGUUCCUGAAUGAAGCAGAGAGUGAGCAAGUGAGUGUGGAGAUGAAGGAGGCAGUGCUGGAGCAGGGAAGUGACGCGGAAUCUCCACAUGAAGAAGAGGAGACUGGGAAAGAUAAUAAAGAUGAAAGGAAGAUGCAAGACGAUCAGGAUGAUGACUCCCAGUGUUUAAGUGAUGACACUGAUACUGAGAUCUCCACACAGGAUGCGUGGCAGUGUUCAGAGUGCCGCAAAUUUAACACCCCUCUUCAACGGUACUGUAUGCGCUGUUGGGCUCUGCGGAAAGACUGGUACAAGGAUUGUCCUCGUCUUGUACACUCCAUCUCCGUGCCAGACAUCCCCAUCUGCAGUUCACGUCCUGAGAGGGAUGAAGACGAGGAGGAGGAUGAUGGAAUCGACAUGCCUGACUGCCUUAGGACUGUGUCUGAUCCAGUCGUCCUCCCCUCGCACCACGUCUCUAGAAACAUCCCCCAAUCAUCCGCUUCUUCGUCUAAAGGAAAGGGUCCUUUUCAGCUUCACCACCACUUACAGGAGAGCUCAGAGGGAGACAGCCAGGACACGCUGGACAUGGAGACGGAAUGCCAACCGGAGGCCAUAUUGGAACCCUGCAAGCUGUGCAGAGUGCGGCCCCGAAACGGAAACAUCAUCCACGGCCGCACAGCUCACUUGAUCACCUGUUUCCCCUGUGCCCGCAAGCUGCACAAAUUUCAUGCUCCUUGCCCAGGCUGUGGCCAGGUUAUACAGAAAGUCAUUAAAACCUUCAUAGCAUGACCAAAGCAUCUUAAAGGCAUGAAUUAUAAAUGCACACUCAUAUACUAGUUUUUAAAAUUGUUUAUUUGUACAUAUACAGAAGGCGGCAGAGAAAUUGACAAACCAUUUCUGGGCUAAAAUGAAAGCACAGUGUUAUCAGUGUAGUAGUACAGUGUAUCUAUGAUUUAUAUUGUAUUACAAAUCAAGUGUAUAUAUAAUGUACAGAAUGUAAUUUAAAGAAUGUGGGCAUGUAUUGAUGGUUCGCAAUUAUUUAUGCAUUACAAAUUUCUUUACAUCUGCUUUCUGUCAUGUGAAGGAGAGGGUUAGCCACCAUGAUUUGCUACUGAGAGUGGAAAGGUAAAAAUCAUGGGUCUAAAAUAAUAAUAGACCCAGAAGAAUCGCAUGGCUUCAGUAUUUGUGCCUGCAUAAACAAUUAAAAUCCUAAACUUUACUACUUUAAACACACCAGACAUUUUGCUAUAAGUGCAUUUAAAAGUCCUUUCAGAGUACUUGAACGUUGGUUUUACUUUAAGAAGAAUAGACUUUAUAUUAGAAGAACUUUUCUUUUUCCCACUUGCGUAUUUCAGGCAUUCAGUCCAGUGUGAUGUUCAGUACACCUGGUGAAGGGUUGUUCUUUGGACAGGUGCUUUAAGUGAAUUACACAGGGUUAUUUAUUUAUUUAUAAACUUUAGUUUUGGUAGAUGACAUCUAAUGGGAUGACCAGUCACAGAGAAAACUAAUUGUAUUACAGAUGGCAAUAUUUUUUUUUUGUGGAAGUGUUUUGAAAGCAAAGUGUGUCGUAACUUUUUUUUUUUUUCUUUCUUUUUUCUCUCAAAAUAAUAUAUUGAUGGCAGUCAAGUCGAAUUUAUCAGAGCACUUCUGUUAUAUGGGAUUUUAGGGGUUUUGUCCUCUGCCUUAGCACGGUGUUGUUUCCUGUUACAAAGCGGAUUCAGUCUGUUGUGCAUCGUUUAAGUGCACCGAGGGCUCUUUGAAAAGGAAAUCUGUUGUCGUCAGCCAUUAGAGGGUAAAGAGCUUUCACACGCAUUAAACCCAUAGGGCUAGAUUUGCUUAUUUAUAAUGAAUGAUGUGUUAUGAGGAUGUCAAUCUAAAUGUAUCUUAAUUUUUUUUUUUGUUUUUUUUUUAUGUGUGGUGCAAACACUGCUAUUUCACUGCCAUUAUGCCUCAUAGUAUGGAAUCAAAAACAAAUUAAUCCUAAAACAAUGCAAUUAUAUAAUGAAGUUUAUUUGUUUGUUUAGUGUGUUUUAGUCCAACCUUGUUUCUGCUCAGAUUUAAUCUGAACAGUAUUUUUUUUUUAAACCAUAAAAUAAAUAAUCAAUGGAAAUAAA